Molecule: messenger RNA, 662 nt
Organism: Terrapene triunguis (Three-toed box turtle)
Lineage: Eukaryota; Metazoa; Chordata; Testudines; Emydidae
Product: histone H1-like
Exons: 1
Coding region: 18-662 (214 amino acids)
Biological process (GO): nucleosome assembly
Cellular component (GO): nucleosome
Molecular function (GO): structural constituent of chromatin; DNA binding
Source: RefSeq, a predicted model, not a curated record
UGAAAACGUUUGUCAGCAUGUCGGAAACUGCGCCUGUUGCAGCUCCUGCUGUCUCCGCUCCUGGGGCAAAAACCUCCGCUAAAAAACCGAAGAAGGCAGCAGCUAGUGCUAAAGCCCGCAAGCCUCCAGGUCCCAGCGUGACCGAGCUGAUCACCAAGGCGGUGUCCGCUUCCAAGGAGCGCAAAGGGCUCUCCUUAGCCGCUCUUAAGAAGGCUCUGGCCGCUGGAGGGUACGAUGUGGAGAAAAACAACAGCCGCAUCAAGGUAGGAUUAAAGAGCCUGGUGAGUAAAGGCAUUUUGGUGCAGACAAAAGGUACUGGUGCUUCUGGUUCUUUCAAACUCAACAAGAAGCCUGGUGAGAUUAAGGAGAAGGCGCCGAAGAAAAAACCAGCGGCAAAGCCUAAGAAACCAGCUGCCAAGAAGCCCGCCAGCGCCGCUAAGAAACCCAAAAAGGCUGCGGUGGCGAAAAAGAGCCCGAAAAAAGUCAAGAAACCGGCGGCUUCUGCAGUCAAGAAAGCGGCCAAGAGCCCGAAAAAAGUGAAAGCCGCCAAGCCCAAGAAAGCAGCUAAGAGCCCGGCUAAGGCGGUGAAACCAAAAGCUGCCAAGCCCAAGCCAACAAAGGCCAAAACAGCGAAGGCGAAGAGGGCAGCGCCUAAAAAAUAA